CCUAUCCCGUCAGGCAUGGCCUUGUGCCAAAGCAUCGGAUAUGACACCAUGAGGAUGCCCAACCUGCUGGGCCACGAGUCUCCAGCUGAGGCUGUACAACAGAGUGCGAGCUGGCUGCCACUACUUGCCAGAGAGUGCCACCCUGAUGCCCGGAUCUUCCUCUGCUCUCUCUUUGCACCCAUCUGCCUCGACAGGUUUAUAUCGCCCUGCAGGAGUCUGUGUGAAUCUGUGCGGGACAGCUGUGCACCAAUCAUGAGUUGUUAUGGCUAUCCCUGGCCAGAAAUUCUGCGCUGCGACCAGUAUCCUGCAGACCAUCGUAUGUGUAUCUCCUCUAUCACCAACAGCUCUGUUCACGCAGGGGGACGCAGAGUGCCUCAGGCAAGCUGUCGGGAUUGUGAGCUGGAGGAGGCCUCCUCUUCAAAAGAUGCGCUGGAAACCUUUUGCAGGAGUGAUUUUGUUGUGAAGCUGCGUCUAAGACGGCUCAAGUACAGCCCAGUAAGCCUGUCUCAGUUCUCGCUGGCUGCCAAACUAGACGUUCUGAAGCACGGACCCCUGUUAGGUGGGCAGAUACGCUCCCGCAUAGAGCUGUGGUUGGAGAGGGAUGCCACCUGUGUAAGGAACAUGACACGGCACCAUGCACGAGGCGGGACCUUCCUUGUGACAGGCACGGUGCAAGGGGAGCGCCUGGUGGUCAAUAAGGCUUAUGCCUGGCAAAGACGAGACAAGAACCUGAUGGCAGCUGCACGCAAAUGGAAACAUCACAGAUGCAGGAGCUAG
Molecule: messenger RNA, 777 nt
Organism: Epinephelus fuscoguttatus (brown-marbled grouper)
Lineage: Eukaryota; Metazoa; Chordata; Actinopteri; Perciformes; Serranidae
Product: secreted frizzled-related protein 5
Exons: 4
Coding region: 16-777 (253 amino acids)
Biological process (GO): negative regulation of canonical Wnt signaling pathway; non-canonical Wnt signaling pathway; canonical Wnt signaling pathway
Molecular function (GO): Wnt-protein binding
Source: RefSeq, a predicted model, not a curated record